ACUUUAAUAUUGAUUGUUUCAAUUUCAUUUGCUCUCAAAUGCUUCUUGUCAUUUUCCGUUUUCCUACUACCAUACCCCAGUCCUCCCAUUUCCUAAUGUUAUACAAAAUAAGCUUUUAUAAUGCAUGUGUUCUCCAUGGAGAAUAAUUUAUUAAAAGAAAAUUAGGUCUACCUUUUAGGAUUUUGAAGUCUUACUUGUGUCAGUUUCAGAACAAAUCAUGGAAGAUUGCCUUUGGGUUUGUUUAUUUUGGGAAAAACAGCUUUUAGAAGAUAUUUUUUGGUCAUUUAAGAACAGUAUACAUUGAGCUUAAAACAUAGUUUAGUUUGGGAAAACAGAACCUCUUCUUAUCUAGCUUGAUCCUUUGGGCCUUUAACAGUCCUGCCCAUCAGUUCUGUUUCCAUGUAGGCAGACCUAGUUUGGCGUGAGUGAGUUUGGUACAUAUUAUGUAGUGGUGAAGUAUAGAAAACUUAAUAAAAGAUUUAGUGGAAAACUCAUUUGGCUUAAUCUAGCUGAAUCUAAAGUCCUGCAGUCUACUUCUUUGGAAGGAUUCUCGGAGUGGUUUUGGCUUGCGCUGCUAUUAAGCGGCCACCUUGGUUCUGCCCUUGUGAUCAGAUUCUUUCUUACGUGUAGUUUACCUUCCUUCUGGAGCUGCAUUUCCCCAGAGACAUUGUUUCCAGAGUACCAGAGCUUCCUCUCUGUGGUAUCCAGCACUUGACUCUGUGUGGCGGCUGAUCAUAGCAUUGUCUUCCUUGUCCUGAUUAAAGACUGGUUCAUUCUAACAACUUAAAAAAAAAUUUAAACCCUUAUCUUCCGUCUUAGAGUCAAUACUGUGUAUUGGUUCUAAGGCAGAAGAGUUUGGGGUUCUGGUCACCAAAUCCCUGGGCCGGAUCUGACCUCAGAACAUGAGUCUUCCCGAUUCUAGUCCAUGGCGCGGUGGCACUUAGCUGCCUGGUUAUCUGUGCCAAGAACCCUCCAAAUGGGGUCCCAAGGAAGGAGCCCGUACCCUCGGACUGGGGAGGUGAGGGGUUUGGUCAUAGAUUUGGCUUAUGGACAGCAGACAGCCCUUCCCCCGGCCACUAGCGCCUCAGAGGAAGGGGGCACCCCAAAUAACCAAGGCGGGGCUGGGGAGCUUCAGGAGUAGGAAGGUCCAAGUUAGACGGGCCUGGUGACGUCCGGCUCUAAACCUAAACUCGCAGGCUCCCCUGGAUCCCAGCCUGCAGAUGAACCCCUAGCAGAGGGAGGCGGGGCUAAGGGAGGAGGGACCAGAGACAUUUGUGAAGCCGCCACGUGGCAGAUGGCAGUGCGCCUGCGCAGAAGGCGCCACGCGCCUACAUCUUCCAAACUCCUCGUAGAUCUCCUGCUCCUCGCCGGUUCCUUCCUUCCUUCCUUUCAAGGACUCAGACUUCAUUUCCCAGGAUGCCUCUGGAACAACACGCUCAGGUUACGACCCUGCGUUCUCUUGAGUUUUCGGUAGCGCCGAUCUUCCUGAGGCAGGCGGAUCCUGGCUCCUACGCAGCACGGCAGGGAACGAAGAGCCGCCCCAGAUGAGGAAUAGUCUUUUGUGCAGGCGGACUGCGUCAGUGGGUACAGUGAAGCGGAGAGGCGAGAGAGGGCGGGCGGCCAGCGUUCCAGUCAUAUCUCGGGCUCAACUCCAGCUCGUAGGUGUGCGUGCUUUUGCGUGCGUGCACGCUUGUGCGUGAGAGAUAGCGUGCGUGCGUGCGUGCCGGGCGUCGCACUCGCCGGAGUCGGGCGGGUCCGGAGGCGGUUGUGGUCGCGGGGAGCCAAGGACAGUGGCAGGGGCUGAUCAGGGGCGGGUGCGGAGUAGCCACCCGGCCGAGGCGUGCCCGGGACUGUGGAGGAACCGGACCCGCGGCUGGAGGAGAGCUCGAUUUUCAGAUUCUGCCUUUCCAUAAAGAAGAACAGAGGAGGAGAGAAUGAUUUCUGGGCUCCUUGUGGCCAGGGCAAUGGAGUCCGUGACGUUCCAGGAUGUGGCUGUGGACUUCACCCACGAGGAGUGGGGACGCUUGGAGCCCGCUCAGAAGGACCUGUACAGGGAUGUGAUGCUGGAGAACUAUCAGAACUUUGUCUCCCUGGGAGGACUACCAGCCCCUAAACCUCAUGUGAUCUCUCAGUUGGAGAGAGGAGAAACACCAUGCCUAGCAGAGAGGGAAGCCCCGAGGGUCAUUUCCAUUUGCCAAGAUUCCUUUAUUCUGAAUACAAGAUAUGAGAUCAAGGAAUCAUCUUUAAAUCAUGGCAUUUUUAUGGAAGCAUCAAGCAAGGAGAGACCCUCAGAGAAUCACUUCUGGAAUUCUAAGUUGGAUGAAGCUUGGAAUUUUAAUGUCUGGUUGGAAGGCCAUAAGGGGAAGGAGAGAUUGCUCCAGGAAGUAAUAGGCAGUCACAGAACAGCUUCUGAGUUGGAUGUUCAUGAACAGAAUGCUUUUGGGAAGAGAUUCAAGUUAGGAUCUGUUCUUGUUCCCAGACAAAGAGCGACUAUGGGAGUAGAGCACCAUCAACAUGACACACUUGGAAAGAGCUUCAAACAAUUAUCAGACAUAAUUGACCAUAAUAGGAACUCCUUAGGGAAGAAAAUUGGUAACUAUAAAUGUAAGAAACCUGUCAUUUACCACUCAGACCUUUUUCAGUACCGUAAAUUACACAAUGUAGAGAAACACCAUACAUGUAGUCAAUGUGGGAAAACCUUCAGCAGUAGCUCAUGCCUUAUUGCACAUCAGAGAAUCCAUACCGGAGAGAAGCCUUUUAAAUGUAAUGAAUGUACAAAGGCCUACAGGCGUAAAGCACAUCUUAUUCAACACCAGAGAAUUCAUACUGGAGAGAAACCCUAUGUGUGUAAUGACUGUGGAAAAGCUUUCAGCAUUGAUUCAUCCCUGGUUAAACACCAAAGAAUCCAUACUGGAGAAAAGCCCUACAAGUGUAAUCAGUGUGGGAAAGGCUUUAGCCAAAAAGGACACCUUAAUCAACACCAAAGAAUUCAUACUGGAGAGAAACCCUUUACAUGUAAUGAAUGUGGAAAAGCUUUCAGCCAAUACAAACACCUUAAUGAACACCAGAGAAUUCACACUGGGGAGAAACCCUAUGAAUGUAAUGUAUGUGGGAAAGUUUUCAGACAGUUUGGGAACCUUAGUAAACAUCAGAGAAUUCAUACAGGAGAGAAACCAUAUAAAUGUAACCAAUGUGGGAAAGCAUUCAUUGACAAUUGCGUCCUUAUUCAGCAUGAAAGAAUUCAUACUGGAGAAAAACCAUAUAUAUGUAAUGAAUGUGGGAAGGCCUUCAGUCGGGGGAUAUGCCUCAAGAAACACAAGAGAAUUCACACUGGAGAGAUACCCUAUAAAUGUAAUGACUGUGGGAAAGAGUUCACUGACAAGACGUCCUUUGUUUGUCAUCAAAAAAUUCAUACUGGAGAGAAGCUCCAUGAGUGUAUUGACUGUGGGAAAACUUUUUGCCAGAAGGCCAACCUUAAAAAACACAAAAUGAUUCAUACUGGAGAGAAGCCCUUUGAAUGCAAUGAAUGUGGGAAAGCUUUCCGAGUAGUGGGACAGCUUAACAUACAUAAAAGAAUUCAUACUGGAGAGAAACCAUUUAAAUGUGCUGAGUGUGGGAAAGCUUUUAGAGACAGAGGAGGACUUAGUGUACAUAAGGAAAAACAUGGAGAGAAACGUUAUACAUGUAGUGACUGUGGGAAAACCUUCAGGAACCGGGGAUACUUUCGUAUACAUCGGAAAACUCAUAAUCAGGAGAAACGUUAUAAGUGUACUGAAUGUGGGAAAGACUUCAGCCUAAGGGAAUCCUUUGUUGUUCACCAGAGAAUUCAUACUGGAGAGAAGCCCUAUAAAUGUAAUGUAUGUGGGAAAGCCUUCAUUUACAACACAUCUUAUAGUAAACAUCUGAGAAUCCACACUGGAGAAAAGCCCUAUACAUGUAAUGAAUGUGGGAAAGCUUUUACUCAGAAGCAUUACCUUACUGAGCAUGAGAGAAUCCACACUGGAGAGAGACCUUUUGAGUGUAAUGAGUGUGGAAAGUCCUUCAGGCAGAAGCAAACUUAUAAGGCUCAUAAGAAAAUUCAUACUAGAGACAAAACGCUUAAAGCCUUCAGCUGAAUGGAAUGUAUUUGGAAAUAUUGAUUUCAUACAAUAUCAGUGAUUUCAUACUGUUGGACAAUUAAUGUAAAUGUGAUCAAUGUUGAAAAUCUAUAAUUUCAACUCAUAGGGAAACCUGCCAUCUCAGAGUUGAUGAUCGAUCAUGAAACGACUCUUGCACAUGUAUUUAACUUCUUUUUACAGGCUUCAUGAGGAAAAUUUACUGUGAGACUUCGGUAUGGCAAGUACUUCAUAUGAUCAUAGUCAUAGAGAUAAAGCAGGAAGGGACCUUAAAAAGACUUCUCCAGCUCCUUCAUUUUCUAGAUGUGGACACAAAGGGAGAGUCAUUAAGUAAUUUGUCCAGCAUUAGAUAGCCUGUAAGUAUAGGAGGCAGUAUUUGAAUCCUGGUAUUCUUGAUACCAAGUCUGGUGCCCUGCCCACUAGUCAGUGCUUCUUUUCCUCUAGUCUUGUUAAAUACUGAAAGUCAAGAUGUCAGAAACAGUUUUUUUUCACAAGCUAUAAUAGAUAUUGUUGGGAGACUUGAAAGGGAAAAAUAACAAUCAUAGUAAAAAUAAAAUUAUAAAAACAUAAAAUCUCUUUAAUUUGGAGUGCAUGUUACCUGCUUUAGGUGUUGAAGUUGUAUGAAUAGAUUCUGAAAGGACUAUAGUAUGUUUCAUAAAUAAUUUCAGUAAAUUUGCUAAAAUUAGCAAGAGAUUAAAAAUAGUAGAUAAAUGACACGACCUUGCUCCAGGCAGGAGAAUAGCUAGUGUAGCUUCUCUGAAUAAUUAAUCCUGGGCAUGAGUCGAUCCGCUUUAUGUGGACUUGAUUUGGGAUCUGAAAUAUCCUAGUAGGAGUUCUGGUUUACCCUGUGAGGUUAACCCUCUCUUUUAAUAAUGGGAGUUGGAGAAUAUUGAACUUUUGGUUCUACUUUUUGCAAGGGAAAGUGAGGUUUUCAGCAAAUUCCUGGCUGUGUCUGAAUAAGAAUUGGACACUUGGUCCACAAGUCCACAACUUGUAUGGAAAAUUUUAACUAUAGUAUAAACAAAUUACUAUAUUAAAUUAUCCUUGGGCUUAAAGCAUUACUGGUGCCAGUAACCAAUAGGAUAAACCAAACUUGGAAUGUGCCAGCAGAUGGAAAUCCCCCAGACCAAGCUUUAUAUAGCCCAUUUUGCCCAUUUCUUUCAAGUCUCUCCUGUACAUCUCUCCCUUAUUAUUUACACACUUUUGUUCUAUUAUAAACCAAAAUAGCAUCUAUUUAGAACAGUCCCUCGGUUCAAAAGUACCUUUUGUGCCCAUUUGCUUAUAACCCUUUAUCCAUGCACACUAUUAGAAUUUCCUCAUUAGUGAUGUAAUAAUUAUACUGAACAGACCAGUCUUGUGUUCUCUUCAUUCCAUUGGAUAAUAGUGGUAGGACAAGGCUAGAUGCCCUCUUAUUGACAGUUGUUAAAAGGGAUUCUUUUCUAAUAAAGGUCAGGAGCAGAUGAUUUCUAACCUGUUGUGCUCCGAGAUUAGUGAGAUGCUAUUACUCAGUUUCCUUCAUCAGACGACUUCUUACAGUUUGAUUCCAUCUUGGUUGGGAGUGAUGAUAACCAACUAUCCUAGCUAUCCAGUGCAAUUAAGCAGAGUCUGGAAUGGGAAAUGUGAUAUCAGCGACCAUUAAGCUAACCUCUUGUGUUCCUUUGGAGGUAAGGUUCUUUCCCUUAAAUGUAUCCUCUGCAUUGCACCAGUUUCUCAGUCUUAUGUAUGAAAAGAUACUCAAACAGGUACAUUAAAGAUUUGGUGGGGAUGAAUUGGUCCAGGUCUAGAUAGCAAUUUUGAUUGAUCCAGAGAUCCCACUUUUCAGUAUAUUCACCCAUAUAAAGAUCCAGCAUGUGUUAGACUAUUUGUAGUAAAUGAGUGGGUAUGCACGAAUUAGUGAAAGAUUGAAAAAAGUAGCAUGGGCAUAUAAUGGAAUAUUGCGCAUUAAGCUAACUGAAUAGGGACCUGGGAAAUUUUGUAUGAGGAUGGAAAAUGACCCCUUCCCUCUGCCCCAAUUCAAUACGAGAGAAACUACACUAAUGUGAUUUAAAAGACUACCAUAAGAAAUGGAAACUGCGUCAUUGGUAAACAAAUGAAGGUUUCAGGGAGCAGAUACUGGAACUACCUUCAUGAUGUGUGUGGGAGGGGCAGGCCCGCAAAGAUUGUUACAAAAAUGGAAAGUUAUAAUUACUCUAUUGGAAGUUUUGAUUGUUUUGCUUUGCUACAAGGAAGGAUUAAAUCUGAGUCUAAUAUGUGGAAGACAAAAAAUCAAUAAACAUGUAUGUGUUGUUUUUUUUAA
This is a messenger RNA of Monodelphis domestica (gray short-tailed opossum), 6411 nucleotides long. RefSeq lists its product as uncharacterized. The record is from RefSeq and is a predicted model, not a curated record. Gene Ontology annotation, biological process: regulation of transcription by RNA polymerase II. Lineage: Eukaryota; Metazoa; Chordata; Mammalia; Didelphimorphia; Didelphidae. Gene Ontology annotation, molecular function: RNA polymerase II cis-regulatory region sequence-specific DNA binding; DNA-binding transcription activator activity, RNA polymerase II-specific. Gene Ontology annotation, cellular component: nucleus.